This is a messenger RNA of Sphenostylis stenocarpa, 1815 nucleotides long. The record is from the annotation of a GenBank genome assembly. Lineage: Eukaryota; Viridiplantae; Streptophyta; Magnoliopsida; Fabales; Fabaceae.
AUGCAAAUACAAGUUCCGGUAGGAGGGCGAGUGCCCACAUGGUUCUCUCGUCGGAGACUCCUUGAAGAGAAACUCAGCCACCUCCACAAGUGCACCAACCUCAACCAUGUUAACCAAAUCCACGCCCAAAUUCUCAAAGCCAAUCUCCACCACGACCUCUUCGUCGCUCCCAAACUCAUCGCUGCCUUGUCCCUCUGCCGCCACCUUGCCGCCGCCGUCAACGUCUUCAACCAGCUCCCCCACCCUAACGUCCACCUCUACAACACCAUCAUCAGAGCCCACGCUCAUAACCACUCACACCCAUCUCUUCCCUUCAACACUUUCCUCCAAAUGCAGAAAAACGGUCUCUUUCCUGAUAACUUCACCUACCCUUUUCUCCUUAAGGCUUGUACUGACACUUCGUCGCUUCCCUUGGUCCGAAUGAUCCAUGCCCAUGUCGAAAAAUUCGGUUUUUACGCGGAUAUCUUCGUGCCCAAUUCGCUCAUUGAUUCGUACUCCAGGUGUGGGAGUGUCGGGCUUGAUGGGGCCAUGAGCUUGUUUUUGGCCAUGGAGGAAAGGGACGUAGUCACUUGGAACACCAUGAUUGCUGGGUUGGUCAGAUGUGGUGAAUUGGAGAGUGCGUGCAAGCUGUUUGAUGAAAUGCCUGAGAGGGAUAUGGUUAGUUGGAACACGAUGUUGGAUGGGUACACCAAGGCGGGGGAGAUGGAUAAGGCGUAUGACCUGUUUGAGAGAAUGCCUGAGAGGAAUAUUGUUUCAUGGUCGACUAUGGUUUGUGGGUAUAUUAAGGCUGGUGAGAUGGAUAUGGCGAGGGUGUUGUUUGAUAGGUGCCCGGCAAAGAAUGUGGUGCUUUGGACGACGAUAAUAGCGGGGUAUGCCGAGAAGGGGCUUGCGAGGGAGGCGACUGAGUUGUAUGAGAAAAUGGAGGAGAUUGGGUUGAGGCCCGAUGAUGGGUUUUUGUUUAGUAUUUUGGCGGCCUGUGCUGAGUCUGGAAUGCUUGAGUUGGGGAGGAGAAUUCAUGCGUCUGUGAAGAAGUGGAGGUUUAGAUGUGGCACCAAGGUGUUGAAUGCAUUUAUUGAUAUGUACGCUAAGUGUGGUUGUUUGGGUGCUGCGUCUGAUGUCUUUAGUGGAAUGAUGGCGAAGAAAGAUGUGGUGUCCUGGAAUUCCAUGAUCCAGGGGUUUGCCAUGCAUGGACAUGGUGAGAAAGCGCUUGAGCUUUUCUCUAGAAUGGUAGACGAAGGUUUUGAGCCAGAUACAUGUACAUUUGUUGGCCUUUUAUGUGCUUGCACCCAUGCAGGACUUGUUAACGAAGGGCGUAAAUAUUUUUAUUCAAUGGAGAAAGUGUACGGGAUCGUUCCUCAAAUUGCGCAUUAUGGUUGUAUGAUGGACCUUCUUGGACGUGGGGGACACCUAAAAGAAGCUUUCAUGCUUCUGCGCAGCAUGUCUAUGGAACCAAACGCCAUUAUAUUGGGUACUCUUUUGAAUGCUUGUCGGAUGCACAAUGAUGUAGAUCUUGCACGAGCUGUGUGUGAGCAACUGUUUAAGUUGGAGCCAUCAGAUGCUGGGAAUUACUCCCUUCUGUCAAAUAUUUAUGCUCAAGCAGGAGAUUGGAUGAAUGUGGCCAAUGUAAGGUUACAAAUGAAGAAUACAGGAAGCCAAAAGUCUUCUGGGGCUAGUUCCAUAGAGGUAGAAGACGAAGUGCAUGAAUUUACUGUACUCGAUCAGUCACACCCUAAAUCAGAUGAUAUAUAUAGGAUGAUUGACAGAUUGGUACAGGACCUCCAGCAGGAUGAAUUUGUUCCAAUGGUCCAUCAGUAG